Nymphaea colorata (pocket water lily) is the source of this 1790-nucleotide messenger RNA. RefSeq names its product GDP-mannose 3,5-epimerase 2. The transcript is spliced from 7 exons. NCBI's taxonomy places the organism in Eukaryota, Viridiplantae, Streptophyta, Magnoliopsida, Nymphaeales, Nymphaeaceae. The record is from RefSeq and is a predicted model, not a curated record. The coding region runs from base 334 to 1470 and encodes 378 amino acids. Gene Ontology annotation, molecular function: NAD binding; GDP-mannose 3,5-epimerase activity.
CCCUUCGCCACAUGACUGCUCUCAUGUCUUUUUGAUAAGAAACCUAUUGAUUUAAUUCAAAGCUGCUAAUUUGAGAAGAGAAAAGUUCCUUCGACUUGAAGAUCUUUUUUCUUGGAAAAUCUUGAUGAGCUUAAUCGAGACGAAGAGAGAAUACAAGUAAAAAAGGGAAAAUAAAAGAGCAAAAGGCGAAAGGUAGGGUCCAUAGCACCCGGAUACUAUAUAUAUGCGAAGUUUCUGCCAGAGGUCCUUUAUUGUGAGAUCCUGUGUGUCUCCUCGUGCGUUCUGUUGGGUGUCGCUUCUUCUUCUUACGUCGGCAGAUUGAGGUGUGGCAAAAUGGGAAGUGCUGGUAAUACUGGAACCAUGUAUGGUGAAUACACAUACGAUAAUUUGGAAAGAGAACCUUACUGGCCUUAUGAGAAACUGAGGAUUUCCAUCACUGGUGCCGGCGGGUUUAUUGCUUCACAUAUCGCUAGGCGCUUGAAGAGCGAGGGUCAUUACAUCAUUGCCUCCGAUUGGAAGAAAAAUGAGCACAUGACAGAGGACAUGUUCUGCCAUGAGUUUCAUCUUGUGGACCUACGGGUGAUGGAUAACUGCCUCAAGGUUACCACUGGCGUCGACCAUGUUUUUAAUCUGGCUGCAGAUAUGGGGGGGAUGGGCUUUAUCCAGUCUAACCAUUCGGUGAUUAUGUACAAUAACACGAUGAUCAGCUUCAACAUGCUCGAGGCUUCCAGGAUUAAUGGUGUUAAGAGGCUUUUUUAUGCAUCUAGUGCUUGCAUAUACCCAGAAUUUAAACAGUUGGAUACUAAUGUUAGCCUCAAGGAGUCUGACGCCUGGCCUGCAGAACCUCAAGAUGCAUACGGCUUAGAGAAACUUGCAACAGAGGAGCUAUGCAAACACUACAAUAAGGACUUUGGGAUUGAAUGUAGAGUUGGUCGUUUCCAUAAUAUCUAUGGACCCUUUGGAACAUGGAAAGGUGGAAGGGAGAAGGCUCCUGCUGCUUUCUGUAGGAAGGCAAUUACUUCAACUGAUAGGUUUGAGAUGUGGGGCGAUGGCCUGCAAACACGAUCUUUUACUUUCAUUGAUGAAUGUGUCGAAGGUGUCUUGAGAUUGACGAAGUCAGAUUUUCGGGAGCCCUUGAACAUUGGUAGCGAUGAAAUGGUCAGCAUGAACGAGAUGGCAGAAAUUGUGCUCAGUUUUGAGGACAAGAAUCUCCCCAUCCAUCAUAUCCCUGGUCCAGAGGGCGUCCGUGGCCGCAACUCAGACAACACACUGAUAAAGGAGAAGCUGGGUUGGGCACCAACAAUGAAACUGAAGGAUGGUUUGAGGAUCACGUACUUUUGGAUAAAAGACCAGAUUGAAAAAGAAAAGACACAAGGGGUCGAUUUAUCAAUUUAUGGAACAUCUAAAGUGGUUGGCACCCAAGCCCCAGUUCAACUUGGUUCACUUCGGGCUGCUGAUGGAAAAGAGUGAAGUUGUAGAUCAAGUUUAACCAAUGUUUAAUAUUAAUCGGUCUCAGUGGAGGGACUUGAAUUUAAGCCACUGUUGAACUUCCAGGUUGCUGUAUGCUUUCUUGAUCAUGUUAGUGCACAGUGAGCAUUCUCCUGGCUGCAAUGUAUUUUCUAGUUUUUCUUAGGAGGUGCAUGGUAUUUUUCUUCAUUGUAUAAGUGGCGGUGAUAUGCCACUAUUACCAUGUGUUGUUCUGUGUUGGCAGCCAAUGUUUUCUCUGAUGCCCUUGAGAUAUCGUGUUAUAUUUAUAUCAAAUAUUAGCAAGCAGAUAUCUUAUUUCUAUA